AUGUCCGCCGAACUGCCAAAGGUGGAGAGCCUCAAACUCUCGAAGGAGGGAAAGAAGGAGGAGAAGGAGCCUGAAGUCGUAGAGGGUGAGGAGAACGACGAUGACGAUGAUGAGGGCGAGAAUGACGAUGGGCCUGCCAAUGGAGAGUCCAAGAAGAAGAAGAAGAAGAAGAAGUCCAAGAAGAAGAAGACGGCUGCUGCGACACAGUCUGAACCCCCUCGAGUCGGCCUCACUAAAAUCUAUAAGAAUGGUAUCUUCCCCGUUGGAGAAGAAGUCGAGUACAAGGACGACAACACUUACCGCACAAGUUCCGCCGAAUGUCGUGAACGCGAGCGUCUCGCCCAAGGGGAUCCUUCCACCCAAUAUGCCAACAUUCGUCGUGCAGGCGAGGUCCACCGCCAAGUCCGCGCCUACGCUCAAAAGACCAUCAAGCCGGGCAUGACCAUGACGGAGAUUGCGAACCUGGUCGAGGACGGAACGAGGGCUGUGGUGGAAGAACACGGAUUUGAGAGUGGAAUUGGAUUCCCGACCGGGCUGAGUGUGAAUGAGGUGGCCGCGCACUAUACGCCGAAUCCUGGGGACAAGCAAGUAGUGCUUGGUGACAAGGACGUGAUGAAGGUGGACUUUGGUGUCCACGUCAACGGAAGAAUAGUGGAUUCUGCAUUCACCAUGAACUUUGAGCCUACUUGGGACAGACUCCUCGAGGCCGUCAAGGACGCCACCAACGCCGGUAUCAGCGCCGCUGGUAUCGAUGUCCGUAUGUGUGACAUUGGCGAAGCCGUCCAAGAAGUCAUGGAAUCAUACGAAGUCGAAGUGAAUGGCAAAGUGUACCCUGUCAAAUCCAUUUCCAACCUCAACGGCCACUCCAUCACUCCUUACACCAUUCAUGGCGGUGUCGGUACCCGUCCGGGCAAGUCUGUGCCUAUUGUGAGGCAGCACGGGAGCGCUAGGGAUGAGGCGAAGAUGGAAGAAGGAGAGUACUUUGCGAUUGAGACGUUCGGUAGUACAGGACGGGGGAGGGUCAUUGAGCAGGGGGCUUGUUCGCACUAUGCGUUGAACGCGAGCGCGCCCGAGAGGUACCAGGGGCAGUGGUCUGCCAAGUCUUUAUUGGCUUCCGUCAAGAGAAACUUUGGUACUCUUCCCUUCUGUAGAAGAUAUCUCGACCACGUUGGCGAAAAGAAUUAUCUCCUCGCUUUGAACACGCUGGUGCGCGAAGACUUCAUCUCUGACUAUCCUCCGUUAGUGGACCCGGAGCCUGGAGCGAUGACUGCACAAUUUGAACACACCAUCUUGCUGAGACCGACCUGUAAAGAGGUUGUCUCGAGGGGCGAUGAUUAUUAG
Messenger RNA from Cryptococcus wingfieldii CBS 7118, 1341 nucleotides. Its product is annotated as methionine aminopeptidase, type II. Gene Ontology annotation, molecular function: metalloaminopeptidase activity. Bases 1 to 1341 code for a protein of 446 amino acids. The record is from RefSeq and is a predicted model, not a curated record. Gene Ontology annotation, biological process: proteolysis. NCBI's taxonomy places the organism in Eukaryota, Fungi, Basidiomycota, Tremellomycetes, Tremellales, Cryptococcaceae. The transcript has 8 exons.